GUGAUGGACUUGGACCGUCGCAUGUAAUUCAAAUUAAUGGAGCACAGACAGUUUUACUUAGGCUGCUUGAGUAGUCACAUCGUCAAAAGAGUUCUUGAAGAAGUGAACAAUUGAAGAUCGACAGAGACUGGCUUAGUAAUAAAAGGACUCCGUAAUGGGACGAGUCAAUAAAUCGCUUUUGAUAUUGGCGACUAUUUUGUAUGCCCAAUCGUUUACACAAGCCUUGGAAAAUCGGAGCUUCAAAAAAGAAUGGACAUUCCAAGGAUACAGAGUAUUUAAAUAUUCUCGGGACAUUGCUACGGAUGACAAUAGCUUUCUUUAUGCAGUCUGCACGGAAGAUAAACUACCCGCAGAAAUGAAUUGCAACGUGACGAUCGAAACGCCUAUUCUACCUUGGAGUAACACAUCACGCAUCGAGAGCUGCGAUCUGAAUCUAAUUGGCAGUGGAGACGGUGAGCUGCGGCAAGAGGUCACGGGAAUAGUAUCGGUGGAACGUCUGUCCAAGGAUCGCGUUAUCGUCGUCUGGUGGGAAAGACGGCGCAAUAGCCAAUAUCAGAUCCAAAAUAUCAAAGUCAGUCUCGUCCGUAUGGCGAAUUGCACAAAUCGCAUCUUGACGUUUCCGGUUAACGCCGCGGGUCGCGUCCUACUGAGCAACGUCCUCGUCUACCCUACGGGUUUCGACGUCGUCGUCUCGCACAAGGCGAGCUGUGUCAAUUCGUCCACCUGCCGGCUAAGCCACGAUCUCGAGGGUCAAAGGGUCGGCGAGCCCGUGGCCUUUGUCAGCAACUUUGAUGCCGUAUACACGCAAUUGAUCAGUCCAACAUCGCCGGACAAGGGAUUGUAUCUAUCGGGGGCGGACAUCGACGCGUGGACCUUCAGGGCGAUGCAUGUGUCGAGCAUUGGCGUCGAGACCAAUCUCGUGAUCGCACGCGUCCCCGAUCCCAGGAAGAUUCAACGCGCCACCUCUAACGCCCACGAGCUCUACGGCAUCUGUCUCAUGGUCGAUGGGAGAAUCCGUUGUGCGCAGUUCGACGCUCAGGCGCACACGAAGCUCGACACGUACAUCGGCGUCCCGGGUAACAUCCAGUGGCUGGCCGUGCACAAUAUCGCCAACGGCGGCCUCCUGCUACUCACCGGCCACUGCAAGAGCCACAAGUGCAGGAGCUUCAGGAUUGCGAUGAUCCGGGAGAACGGACGUCGGGCGGGAAAAUCCUUGGACGUACCGGAUCUCGAUCUCAAGUGCUCGCGACUUCCGCGCGACCUCGUGGUCGACGUCGCCGAGACGCGAACAGAGUUUUGCUUCUACUUCGCGUGUGCGUACGCGCGCAAAACGCUGGAAAAGGACGCGAAGAGUGUUGUUACGUUCAGUAGUAAGUGCGUACCGAAACUCGUCAUCCAGCACGAUUAAACUUCCCAUUCCGAUAUCUCAGCGUCGCUUUUUCAUUUCAUACGAUCCACACAUUCAUCGAUAAGAUGCGCCAUUUUCGUUCGAGCGACACUUCACGGGAUGAUUAUACGAGUAUUGUUUUUAGCCGAAAACAUAGUAACGCAUAAUAAGAUUAUUAACCAACUUGUCUUAGUUUAACAUUUUAAAGAGAGACGGAACUUUUCACCGAGCUACGUAAUUAUGCACUAUCGCGUGUCUAUUAGUAAUUAUUAAUAGGCAUCGCGUCAACUGUAUUUGUGAAAGA
Molecule: messenger RNA, 1691 nt
Organism: Ceratosolen solmsi marchali
Lineage: Eukaryota; Metazoa; Arthropoda; Insecta; Hymenoptera; Agaonidae
Exons: 4
Coding region: 155-1408 (417 amino acids)
Source: RefSeq, a predicted model, not a curated record